Messenger RNA from Polyodon spathula (Mississippi paddlefish), 1757 nucleotides. RefSeq names its product E3 ubiquitin-protein ligase MARCHF5-like. The transcript is spliced from 7 exons. Bases 248 to 1129 code for a protein of 293 amino acids. The record is from RefSeq and is a predicted model, not a curated record. Gene Ontology annotation, molecular function: zinc ion binding. NCBI's taxonomy places the organism in Eukaryota, Metazoa, Chordata, Actinopteri, Acipenseriformes, Polyodontidae.
UCAGGGAACCGAGAGAGAGAGAGAGAGAGAGAGUAAGUAAGUAAAGGGGAAGUCGGGUCGACCCAACCUGACAAAUUAGCGACAGCAAGCAAGCAAGUAUUCAAUGCAUUUAUAUAACACACAUAUACAGGCUGAAAGACAUUUGAUGGAACCCCGUCUGCUAGUCCCAGGACAGAGAGCCGCCUGGUUUCCGCUCCAGGAGACCCCAUGAGAAGCAGGGACGGCAGGGAACCGUGCACGCUUCAGCAUGGCUUCUGCCGACGAGGCUUCAGAAAAGCACUGCUGGGUGUGCUUUGCUACGGAGCGCGAGGACCGGGUCUCGGAGUGGGUGAGCCCUUGCCGGUGUAAAGGCUGCACCAAAUGGAUCCACCAGACCUGUCUGCAGCGCUGGCUGGACGAGAAGCAGAAGGGUAACGGCGCCGGAGGGGUCAGCUGUCCGCAGUGCAGCACGGAGUACAGGAUCGUCUUCCCCAAACUGGGCCCCUUGGUGUACUUCCUCCAGCAAGUGGACCGAGCGCUGUCCAGAAUCAGUCCCUUCUCCGCGGCCGGAGUAGUUGUAGGCACGGUGUACUGGUCAGCUGUGACCUAUGGAGCGGUCACUGUAAUGCAGGUGGUGGGUCACAAGAAGGGUCUGGAUGUGAUGGAGCGGGCAGACCCCCUCUUCCUGCUCAUGGGGCUCCCCACCAUCCCCGUCAUGCUGGUCCUGGGCAAGAUGAUCCGCUGGGAAGACUACCUGCUGCGACUCUGGCAGAAGCACUCGGGCAAGCUGCAGCUGCUCAGCGGCAUCGUGCCAGGUAUAGGGCGCACUGUGCCGCGGGUCCCGGCUGAGGUGGGCGGCGGCUAUGCCAGUGACCACCUGUCCGUGUCUCGCACCCUGUGCGGCGCCCUGGUCUUCCCCUCCGUCGCCAGCCUGGUAGGGAGGCUCCUUUUCCGAAGAGUGCCGUCCAGUCUGCAGCGCACCGUGCUGGGUGGGAUCGCCUUCAUCGCUAUCAAAGGAGCUCUCAAGGUUUAUUACAAACAGCAGCAGUACCUGAUCCAGGCAAACAGGCACAUCCUGAACUACUCCGAGAAAGAGGGGGGAGCGCGGGAGGAGGAGCUCGGAGAGAACGAGGACAGCGGUACUGAAUAGCCAUGCUGUCCCCCUGCGAUUCCAGCUGCUGCAGAGUAUUUAUUAAACCCACUGACUUUUUUUUUUUAAAUUGUUUGGCAUAGCUUUAACUUGAUCUGUGUUGCUGGGUGUGUCCGAAUCCUGGUGCAUGUGGUCUGAUUGUCUGUGUUUUUCUGCAGGUUCCGCUUUGAUUUUUUUUAUAUAUACACUGCAGACCUGUAGACAGGUGCUGGAUGCUCCACAUCCAACAGUUAGGUGUCUUCAGAGAUACUCCGUAGUGAUGGGAACUGGAUGUACUACCCACUCUAACCACUAGGGGGAGCCAAGACACCAAGGGUCGCUGUUAUAUUGGGAGAGGGAUUGUCUGUGUGCAUUGCAAGGACUUGGUGCCCUCACAGCUAUAGGGCCUGUGUCAGUUCUUCAUAAGGUUUUUUUUAACUUUUAAAGUUUUUAUUGCUUGCAUAGGACGUUGGCGAUCCAUGAACAUGUGGAAUUUGCAUUCGUAUAUCUACACGUAAUGGGAAGACCUCAAAAGCUUUAGGUGUCGGUGAAUGUAAUCUUUUUAUUGCUGUUCUUUAAAAGCACAUGUAUAUAGCUCUAUAUUUUGUUGAAACGUACAGAGCAGAAAUAAAUUUCAAUUGUGGCUGUU